Aegilops tauschii subsp. strangulata is the source of this 528-nucleotide messenger RNA. RefSeq names its product pectinesterase inhibitor 10-like. NCBI's taxonomy places the organism in Eukaryota, Viridiplantae, Streptophyta, Magnoliopsida, Poales, Poaceae. Gene Ontology annotation, molecular function: enzyme inhibitor activity. The record is from RefSeq and is a predicted model, not a curated record. Gene Ontology annotation, biological process: negative regulation of catalytic activity.
AUGGCACCGCAGUCAGUUGCAGCGUUCCUCCGCACGCGAUGCGCCACCACGCUAUACCGAGUGACCUGUUACAACACUCUCAUCCCCUACGGCUGCGUGUUCCACACAAACCCGGUCAGGCUCGCCCGGGCCGCCGUCGACCUCAACGCGGCCCAGCUCCGCGCCCUCUCCACGCGCGUGAAGGAGGUCGUUGCCCGUGGCGGCAUGGGCCAGCCGGGAGGACCCGCCUACGUGCUGCGGGACUGCGCGGGCACGGUGUCAUCGGCGGCCGGGCUGGCCAGGAAAUCGGGGGACGAGAUCGGCAAGCUCGACGCGGCGGGGAGCAAUGCGACCGUGACUCAGGUCAGGUGGGCGAUCUCCAACGCACAGACGUGGCUCAGCGCGGCCAUGGCCAACGAGGCCACAUGCACCGAAGAGCUUGCCCCAUGGGGCGGCGGCGCCGCCGCCAAGGAGCUUGUGGCCGGGACGGUGAUUGCCAUGCAAAGCACGAGCGUCGCCCUCGCGCUGGUCAAUGGCAUGCCACGCUAA